Halichondria panicea is the source of this 4534-nucleotide messenger RNA. RefSeq lists its product as uncharacterized. The transcript is spliced from 13 exons. Bases 130 to 4500 code for a protein of 1456 amino acids. The record is from RefSeq and is a predicted model, not a curated record. Lineage: Eukaryota; Metazoa; Porifera; Demospongiae; Suberitida; Halichondriidae.
CAUACUAACCACAGAAACCACAGAGCUCAGCUAUAAAGGUUACACAGAACAGGAAGCUAUUCACAUCUCACCAAGUUGUAUCAGAGAGCAAGAUUUCAGUGCAAAGCAAGAUUUCACAGUGCAAUCAGCAUGGACGAAGAGAAACUUGAAGAACAGGCCAGGCUGCCAGAGUACGACUCGGCCUCUACUCCAAAGAUGCGAGAGAUACAGGAGGAGAGUGCCUUUGACCUGUCGCAGAGUCCUAACCACAGCCUCACUCCAGAGGAGGAAUCUUACCUGAAACAGGACAUUGGUGACUCACCUCUCACCCCAACAACCGAGCCAUCCAGCCCAUAUCAGGACAUUGAUGACUCACCUCUCACCCCAAAAACCGAGCCAUCCAGCUUCUGCCGUCAAGACCCAUAUCAGGAGUACUCCAGGCUGCAAGAGUCCGACUCCACCCCUACUCCAAAGAAGAGAUGUUUGCGAGAGAUACAGGAGGAGGGUCGGUCGCAGAGUUCUAACCCUAACCUCAGUUCAGAGGAGGAUUCUGACCUGAAACAGGAGAGUGCCUUCGACCCGUGGCCGAGUUCUAACCACAGCCUCAGUUCAGAGGAGGAUUCUGACCUGAAACAGGAGGAGAGUGCCUUUGACCUCCUGUCGCAGAGUCCUACCCACAGCCUCACUCCAUAUGAAGAUUCAGAUGAAGAUUCUUGCCUGAAACAGGAGGAGGAAAUUGACGACAGCCUCUCUCAAAAAGACGCCACUGAUCUGGAGAAGGAGCAACAGGAGUCCGAUUUACAAUCAACUCCAAGACAAAGCAUACAAGUCACACCCAAACCAAGCCUGCACAAAAUGCAGGGAGCAGAGGGAUGCGCAAACACGGGACCGGAAAGGCUCACAGAACCGCACAGCUCAAAACCUGUGUAUACACCAAAAAGAACACGUCAGUAUACACGUCAGUAUGAAACAAAGGUAUUGAUGACUUCAACCGAUACCGAUACCGAUACCGGGUCAGACAGAGAAUCGGAGUACUUUCCAACACCACUACGACAGUUUAAAAUCAAGCUGCCCGCUUUACCAGAUAUUCCAAACAAUUGCACAAUCGCAGAGAUGCGACAGGUGGACAGCUUCAUUCAAAAGUUCAGCAGAGGCUGCAAAAGAACGGGCUGCCGUGGAGGGCUUAUUCCUGUUGAAGCGAGAACUCAGCAAAUGGGAGGAGCGGCACGAAUAAUCUAUAGAUGCAAGAGAUGCUCAAAGUAUUAUACUUUUGACAGUGCCAUUCUUCCGGAUCACCCCACAACCAGACAGAGCAAACUCAGCAGGGCACUACAGGUGGCCUUCAUUACAGCAGGAUGCACACAUGCAACAUACAAGAAGGUGCUUGAUAUCCUUGGCAUGGCGGCAGUGUCCUUUCCGACAUUCAUGCAAACUAUAAGGGAUAUGCACCCUGUAGUAGAAGAAAUGGUCGAGGAAAUGUGCUCAAGAGAGAAAGAAAGAAUGAAAAACAUGAGCCAGGAAGAACUCGGAUCAUGGACACGAGCUGUUACUACUGCCGAUGGUGCCUGGCACACGCGUGGUUUCUUUAGCAAAAAUUCCACAUUCACCGUACGAAACUACUUCAACGGAGCACUGCUAUAUUUUAUACAUCUGUGCCAAAAAGGCCGAGACCACAUCAUCGAAGAACCGCUGUACAAAGGCACAUCUAAGUCAACUGAAGGGUACAGUGCAACACAAUUGAUGAAUGUGGCACGCACAGAGGGUUUGAACAUUGAAGUCCACUGGCAAGAUGGUGACUCUUCUUCUAGCAAACGUGUCUUAAAAGCGUUUCCCGGUGCCAAAAUCAUGUUGUGCGGAGGUCAUGCUGCAAAGUCUCACCUCAAGCUACUGAUGGUUCGAGGCAAGCAAAAGAAGUUCACUGCCGCACUACAAAACAGGGAGAAACAUUUUUUUCCAGAAGUUGUUAAUGUCGAGUGUCACUGCAAAUCCAAAAAUUGUAAGGCAGGAUGCGGAUGUCUGACAGACGUGUUCUGCCAGCGUUCGAGAAAUAGCUUCUCCACCAUACUGUCGACCUGCGAGUCUGCCGCUGACUUCUCAAGACGACUCAGUCAUCUAACACACCACGUACAGGAUGAGCACCAAUGGGAGGAAGAACAAACAUGUGAAAAACACUAUCUAACCACCUGUAAAGAAUGCGAGUUCGAAUCUGACGGCGUGGUUGCUCGACAGUGUGACUUUCACCCCCUUACACUAUGUAACUGCGGCGAGUGUGCCGAUAAAAAUCACCACGAGUGUGAAGGGAAACUGUAUCGUACGAAAGAGGUAUUACGUUGCCCCUUUCACCUACUAGCAUACAAAAUUGAGUGCCUGACGAGAACAAAAAUGGCCGACAAGCUAGUCCACCCCAUCCUGAAGCGUGGCCACUCCAAUUGGCUCGAGAGUUCACACAGUGUUCUGAUACGAUUUAGACAAAAGCACGUAUUCUUAGAGAGGCUCCAUUACAUUGUCUCAACCAACCUCGGCCUAUUGCAAGCCAACAUGACACACGAGUAUCAACAACAGGGGGCUGACUAUCACUGGAAAACCGAGCUCUACAAAAAAAUGAAUCUACCAUUGUACGAAGGUGUACAAGAGGUGUUGUCCAAGCAAAAUCAACAGAGGAAGAAAGUACUUGAAGGAGUCAAAACAGAAAAGACCAAAAAACGACGAGUGCAGCUGAAGAAGCUAAGAGUGAUAGAUCGACAGCAACGCAUUGUCUGGACAGACCAACAUGGACGUGACACAUACGGAAAAAAAGCAACCAAGACUGCGUCCAGCCCUAAGAAGAAACAGAGCAAAGACCAGCCAAGAGCCAAGAAACGAGCCAAGAAAGACGCUCACAAGGAUGGACAGGAGGACAGCAGUAACAACUCAGACUACGCAAGUGAGGAGUUUGAUAUGGGCACGUUUGAAGAAGACAUCCUCAGUGGGUGCAUUUGCGGUGCUAAUGGAAGAGCUCACAAACGAUACUGUCCCAUGAACCCCCAAAACUACUAUCACAGGGAAAAGAAUCCCACCCGCCCUUACAACAAAAGGCUCAACCUGUCGCGCACUUUCGGUGAUGCACAUGCCAGAAUAAACUACGACGAUGUCCCAGACGAGCAUAAUGUUGUCACUCCUGAUGGUGAUGCACAUACCAAAAUAAACGACUCAGACGUAGAGUGUUACGACGGUGUCCCAGAUGAGCCUGAUGGUGAUGACUCAGACAUAGAGUGUUACGACGGUGUCCCAGACGAGCAUGAUGUUGUCACUCCUGAUGGUGAUGCACAUGUACCAAUGACUGACGUAGACAGUGACCAUGAGAUCCCAGACGAGCAUGUCAGUGCUCACAAACACAUCAGCGAACCACACAUCAACGAUCGAACCAAUGCAGCACAACCCGAACCACAAAUCAACGUAGACAAGACGGACAGGCUAGAAGUUGGCAUGUACGUUUAUCUUCACAGCAGUCGUUUUGGAGAGCAGCACCUUCUCUGUCGGAUUGCUAAAAAAGUAGGCAAUCUUUUUCGGUUGUAUUGUGGCGGUGGUAUUCUUAACGCAAGCUAUUCCCCAGAAGUGUUGACAAUUUCUUUGAGUAACAGUAACCACAGCCUUUCACUAGGGAAUUGGCGCGCUUCUCCAAAUAUCUCUUUGGCUGCUGCCGCCCUUGAAGCUGCCUGCCUUGCUAAGUGCAAGUGUGUCAUUCCCAAACCUGUCGUUGUAGACAUUUCCGAAGAUGAUGGCCCUACCACAGCUGCUACAAAUGAAAAAGUAUGGAUGGAGAACUGUUUAUACAAAUUAACCAUCGCAGAAAAGGAAGAGGUAGUAUCUUCUUGUGGUUGGCUCAAUGACAGGGUCAUCACUGCUGCUCAGCUAUUAAUGCUACAGCACUCUCCUUUGAUGAAGGGAUUGCAACCACCUACGCUUGCACAGCAUCAGGCCUUCGAUUGUCACAAGGAUCAGAUCUUUGUGCAAAUUAUCAUUGUUGGUAACAGUCACUGGUGUGUUGUAUCGAAUGUGGGCUGUGACGAAGGUACGGUGAAUGUGUAUGACACGAUCUUUGCUAGACCUUCGAAUAUCACCGUACGGGUUGUAUGUAGCCUUGUCUCCUGUUCAACGCCCACACUAUCCAUCAAUAUGAUGGAUGUUCAGAGGCAGUCAAAUGGAUCAGACUGUGGCGUGCUUGCGAUUGCUAUCGCUUUCGAACUCUGCUGCCAUAGAGAUCCAUGUAUCCAGAAAUUUGGCAACACAGUUUCUAUUCGAUCUCAUCUUGCCAGGUGCCUUGAAGACUGCAAGCUUACCACAUUUAGCACAGGAAUUCGUAGGUGCCGAAACAAGGUUAAAUUUUCAAAGCAGGUUGAAAUUGCUUGUUUAUGUCGAGAACCUAAAGAUAAAAAAUCGAUGGUGAAAUGCAAAAACUGUAAAGCCUGGUUCCACAAGCACUGUUGCAGGGAAACCACACAAGUUGUAGUUCCCUGGACCUGUACAUUUUGUAGAAACUAAUUGCUGUUGUUUUUUCCAUUAUUCUACGUACACG